AUGGCGUCAAUAGUCUGUGACGAUACGGCGUUCAUGGUUCCAUGCGAGCCCCUGGGAGUCACGUCGUCGCUAAGAUUCACGGUCAGCCACGCACAAGUUCGAUUCAGUUGCCCAUCUUUCUGCGGCGGAUUUGAGAAGCAUCAAUUCGAGAUCACCGGCGUACUGCAUUGGACGAAAACUUUGUAUUCCGCUGCUGAGAAACUCAUAGAGGGAGAAAAUAAUGUGUAUAACGACAUAGUUCUGCCAGACUUCGCGCAUAUCCUUGACAUUUUUGCAACUUGGUAUAAAUUUGCCAUCAUAAUCGCCAUAGCGCUCAUUGUCAGCAUUAUCGCCGGGUACAUCUUCUUCUGGAGUCACGGACUGCGGAUCUUUCUACUGAUUCCACGACUUCUCUUGAAAUCAUGA
Messenger RNA from Necator americanus (New World hookworm), 405 nucleotides. RefSeq lists its product as uncharacterized. The record is from RefSeq and is a predicted model, not a curated record. The transcript has a single exon. Bases 1 to 405 code for a protein of 134 amino acids. NCBI's taxonomy places the organism in Eukaryota, Metazoa, Nematoda, Chromadorea, Rhabditida, Ancylostomatidae.